AUGCAAGUUUUUGUGAAUCACCACCCGAUCAAUUUUGAAGUCGACACCGGAAGCCCUGUCAACGCUAUUUCCAAGAGCAUGUACGACCGGCUGUUUCAAGAGAUCCCGUUGAACACCAGAUCUACUGAAGAAUUUGUGUGCUACAAUGGUUCUGGAUUCCGUGCUGUUGGAACGUUCAAAGCGAUGAUGAAGUACAAGGAGCAUGAGUCACUGGAGGAAAUUUUUGUCUUCGAAGGAACCCGGCAGCCGCUGUUCGGACGUCAAACGAUGAGGAAUUGGAACUUGAAGAUUGAUUUUUGCUUUAUUUCAACGGAUGAACAGGAUGGUAAGCAGUUAUUGGAUCCACUCCUAAGGAAGCAUGCAGCAGUAUUUGAAGGUGAGUUAGGCCGUUUCAAACACAACCAGAUUCAUUUGGCUCUGAAGGAGGACGCUGUACCAAAAUUCUGCAAACCAAGGAAAAUCCCGUUGGCAUUCAAAGAGAAAGUUGAAGCGGAACUGGACAGGUUGGAGAGUUCAGGAAUAAUUUCGAAGGCCCCUUCUUCUGAAGCUGAAUGGGGUACACCGUUAGUUCCAGUCCUGAAGAAAGAUUCUUCGUUACGUUUGUGCGCUGAUUACCGUGUCACCGUAAAUCCGUUCCUGUUGGACGAUCAUCACCCGUUUCCUGUUAUCGAGGACAUUUUUGCGGCGCUCCAGGGAGGAAAAUAUUUUGCGAAGUUAUAUUUGAAGAAUGCGUACUACCAGCUUGAAGUUGAUGAUGAGACGAAGAAGAUUCUGGCAUGGAGCACGCAUCGUGGAGUUUAUUGGAUGAACCGUCUUCCGUUUGGCACGAAACCAGCCUGUGCGAUAUUUCAAGGUACGUUGGAGCGAGUUCUUCAAGGUUGUCGUGGUACUGUUAUCUAUCUAGAUGACGUGUUGAUUUCCGGGGCGACAGUACGGGAACUCCUGGAGAAUCUGGAUGAAGUUUUGAGCCGUCUGAAGCAAGCCGGAUUUCUGUUGAACAAAAACAAAUGUGAAUUCUUCAAGCAGACGGUAGCGUACCUCGGACAUGUAAUUGAUGAAGAUGGACUACACAAAGAUCCGGAAAAGGUGAGAGCAAUUUUGGACGUCAAAUCACCAGCCGAUGUCAAGGAUGUUCGAGCGUUUGUUGGAUUGGCUAACUACUACGCGAAAUUUUGUCCAAGCUUGGCGCAGUGUUUGAAGCCGUUGUAUGAAUUGUUGAAGGAUGGUGUAGAAUUUUCCUGGACCAACAAGCAACAAAAGGCGUUUGAAAAAGCGAAAAAGCUUCUUUCCGAAGACACCGUAUUAUCCCACUACAAUCCCAGUCUUCCUGUUCGGCUGUAUUGCGAUGCGUCCAACGAAGGUAUUGGAGCUGUGAUAACUCACGUUUUCCCGGAUAAAUCAGAACGCCCGAUUUCAUUUGCGUCACGGAUUUUCAAGAAACACGAAGCUGGAUAUUCCGUAAUUGAUCGAGAAGCGUUGGCGAUCUACUAUGGUAUCAACAAAUUCAGCAACUACCUGUUUGGCCGACACUUUGAGCUCAUGACCGACCACAAGCCAUUGACUGGUUUGUUCAACCCGAAGGGUAUUCCAGCCACUGCUGCAGGACGGUUACAACGAUGGGCUGCAUUCCUGGCAAACUGUGAUUAUGAGAUUCGUCACGUGAAAGGUCGAAAGCAAAUUGUGAUUGAAAGCCGAAGAGACAAGCUGAUCAGCCGUGUUGUCGAGUACGUCCAAUCCGGAUGGCCCAGAAUGAUACAGGAGGACGAACUGAAGACAUUCUAUCAGAAGCGUGAUGAAUUGUGCGUGGAGGAAGGAGUUUUGCUCUGGGGUUAUCGUAUCGUGGUUCCCACCAAAUUGAGGAAGAUGUUGCUGGACGAACUUCACAAGGUACAUCUGGGAAUCGUGAAAAUGAAGAGUAUGGCCCGAUCGUAUUUCUGGUGGCCAUGUUUGGAUUACGAUAUCGAGACCCUCGGAAAGAAGUGCGAGCUGUGUAUCCAACAAAGACCCGAAAGAAGCGAUCCUGUCUCACCGUGGCGACUGACAUCUGCACCAGGAGACCGAGUACACGUGGACCAUUUUUCCUUCCGCGGAUCGGAUUUCUUCGUGAUGAUUGAUAGCUACAGCAAAUGGAUUGAAACUUUUCCCGUGCGCACUUUGACUUCAAAAGAAACAAUCGAGAAACUGUGUGAGUAUAUUUCAAGAUUUGGUUCAAUUUCAACUUUGGUGUCCGACAAUGGAACAGCGUUUACGUCGGAUGAAUUUCAAAACUUUUGUAAAUCAAGAGGAAUCAACCAUUUGCGAACGGCGCCAUACAGCCCAUGCUCGAACGGUGCUGCAGAGAAUGCUGUGAAAACAGUGAAGACUGCUUUGAAGAAGCUCAAUAAUGAUACAGCAUUCCAGAAGAAAUCAACGUCCAUCAUGAUCAGCUCUUUUCUGGAAAUGUACCGAGCUUCGAAACAUGCGACGACAGCGGAAAGUCCAUUCAAACUGAUGUUCGGCAGAGAAAUGAGGCUGAGGUUUGAUACCUUGAAGUUUGAUGCAACAAGACGACAGGACGACACAAUCCAGAAGGUAAAUAACAGAAAGAAACAAGAAACAUUUGCCGUUGGAGAAACUGUGUACGUGCGAGACUACAGAAACCCGAAAAAAGCAUCUUGGAUACGAGAAAAAAUUUUGAAAAAACUUGGAGCGGUACUCUUCGAAUGCUCAUCCGAGGAACUUGGUACUAUCAAGCGACGAUCUCAUCAAAUUUUGAAGUAUCCGUAUGAUGACUAUGAAGAAGAUAGGAGAAUCUCAAACGGCCACUGUAACGGGAAUAACAACGACGACGCCGACUCGGACGCAAGCUAUGUAUCUCUUGAAGACGAUGUGGAGGAUAAUCCGACCAAUCAACCGAAUGGAGCUUACGUUACGAGAUAUAACCGAGUUGUUCGACCACCACGGCGUUAG
This is a messenger RNA of Aedes albopictus (Asian tiger mosquito), 2949 nucleotides long. RefSeq lists its product as uncharacterized. The transcript is spliced from 2 exons. Gene Ontology annotation, molecular function: nucleic acid binding. NCBI's taxonomy places the organism in Eukaryota, Metazoa, Arthropoda, Insecta, Diptera, Culicidae. The coding region runs from base 1 to 2949 and encodes 982 amino acids. The record is from RefSeq and is a predicted model, not a curated record. Gene Ontology annotation, biological process: DNA integration.